ACACCACAAAAUCAGAUUGUUUCAUAACCAAAAUAUCCUCACCAAAGCAUCUAUGGUCCACCACUUGAACCUAAACAUCAAUUUCAUCUUCUACAAUCAAAGAACUGCAUUUUCUAAACCAGAACAAACCUCAACCAAAGUGAAAGUAAUAAAAACAUGGCCACUUUCACUUCUAUCACUCAGCACCAAUCAAUCUCAUCUUCAUUAUACCAAAAAUUUCAUGAUUCAACACAUCUUUACUCCUCAAUAUCUAGUCAAUCAUCCUCUUUAAUGGUCAGAUUAGGAAGAACUCCGACGGGUAGUUUACACUACCGCGGCUCACCAAUGGGAUUAAGCAUCCGAAAUGCAGCAACUAAACCUGCUAAAUCACCAGCUGAAGAAGAGUGGAAGGUAAAACGUGAAGUUAUGCUGCAGAAGAAGGUAAGAAGUGUGGAUGUGAAAGAAGCUCUGCGUCUGCAGAACGAGAAUAACUUUGUGAUUCUCGAUGUACGGCCAGAGGCAGAAUUUAAAGAGGGGCACCCACCAGGAGCAAUUAAUGUGCAAGUAUAUAGGCUUAUAAAGGAGUGGACAGCAUGGGACAUCGCCAGGCGAGCUGCAUUUGCAUUUUUUGGCAUCUUUUCUGGCACAGAAGAAAACCCUAACUUUAUACAAGAGGUUGAAUCAAAAAUAGACAAAAAUGCCAAAAUUAUAGUGGCCUGCUCAGCUGGGGGCACUAUGAAACCCACCCCAAAUCUUCCUGAAGGUCAACAAUCAAGGUCACUAAUAGCAGCAUACUUGCUUGUCCUCAAUGGAUACAAGAACGUCUUCCAUCUAGAGGGUGGUCUUUACAAUUGGUUCAAAGAAGAUCUGCCAGCAGUUGCAGAAGAAUAAUGUGCAAGUAAAGAAGAAAAUUGAUAAAGCAUGACGUUAUGAGGGAAUUGAUUUUGUACGUGUGGUAGAUAUCUUAUGUGUAUAAACGAUGAGUUCGACUUACAUAGAGGUGCAGUUUAUCUUCUUCAGAGUGA
Molecule: messenger RNA, 1004 nt
Organism: Beta vulgaris subsp. vulgaris (sugar beet)
Lineage: Eukaryota; Viridiplantae; Streptophyta; Magnoliopsida; Caryophyllales; Amaranthaceae
Product: rhodanese-like domain-containing protein 14, chloroplastic
Exons: 6
Coding region: 157-870 (237 amino acids)
Cellular component (GO): chloroplast
Source: RefSeq, a predicted model, not a curated record